AUGGUGACACUGGAGUCGGGCACCGAGUGCUAUGACGUGGUGGACACCCUGGGCAAAGGCACCUUCGGGGAGGUGGCCAAGAGCUGGCGGAGGAGCACGGGGGAGAUGGUGGCCAUCAAGAUCCUGAAGGACGACGGGCACCGCAGCCGCAUCGUGCGCAACGAGCUGAAGCUGCUGCGGGCCAUGGGCGCGCUGGACGCCGACGCGGCGCACAUCGUGCGCUUCCUCGAGGCCUUCCACGACGGCGCCAAGUGCUACCUGGUCUUCGAGCUGCUCGAGCAGAACCUCUUCGACUUCCAGAAGGAGAACGACUUCUCGCCGCUGCCCGUGCGCCACAUCCGCACCAUCGCGGCGCAGGUGCUCACGGCGCUCGCCAAGCUCAAGGAGCUCUCCAUCAUCCACGCCGACCUCAAGCCGGAGAACAUCAUGCUGGUGGACCACGCGCGCCACCCGUUCCGCGUGAAGCUCAUCGACUUCGGCUCGGCGAGCAUCCUCAGCGAGGUGCGCUACAUCCAGGAGCCCUACAUCCAGUCGCGCUUCUACCGCGCGCCCGAGAUCCUCCUGGGGCUGCCCUUCUGCGAGAAGGUGGACGUGUGGUCGCUGGGCUGCGUCCUGGCCGAGCUGCACCUGGGCUGGCCGCUCUACCCGGGCGGCAGCGAGUACGACCAGGUGCGCUACAUCUGCGAGACGCAGGGGCUGCCGCGCGGCGCGCUGCUGCAGGCCGCCCGCAAGGCGCACCGCUUCUUCCGCCGCCCGCCCGCGCCCGACGCCGGCGCCUGGCAGCUCAAGACGCCCGCCGAGCACCUGGCCGAGAGCCGCGAGAAGCCGCUGGAGCGCCGCAAGUACGUGCUCCGCUCCCUGGACCAGAUGGAGACGGUGGGCGGCGGCGGCGGCGCCGACCGCGAGGGGCUCGCCGAGCGCGGCGACCUGCACGCCAUGGUGGAGCUCAUCAAGCGCAUGCUGGCGUGGGACUCGCGCGAGCGCAUCGCGCCCGCCGCCGCGCUGCGGCACCCCUUCGUGUCCCUGCAGCAGCUGCGCGGCGCCCACCGGCCCACCCGCUACUACCAGCUCUGCCGGCAGGCGCUGCGGGCCGCCCGGCACGGCGCCGCCGAUGACGACGAUGCCCACGAGGAGGAAGGGGCGGCGGAGGCGGCGCGCUGCGGCGUGCAGCGCGCCAUCGCCCAGCUCGACCACCUCAGCCUGGCCGAGGUGGCGCUGGGCGAGGAGCUGGCCGUGCCGGCGGCGCCCGCGCCCAUCCCGGCCCACUACGGCGGCUGGCACCGGCACCGGCGGCACCCGCGGCGCCCCAAGCCCGACGCCAUCCUGGGCAACCUCAUCGUGCUGGGGCCGCGCUCACCGCAUGGAGCAAGCGGCAGUGGCACCGAGGAGCAGAGCCCACCUGGGAGGCCCCCACCAUCACCCCACACCAAGAGAGCCCUGGCCGAGUGGCGCGUGCCCGAGGCGGGCGCCUGGCCGGGCUCGGAGCACCCCGCCGGGCCCCCGCCGGGCCGGCACCCCCGCUACGCGCAGCACGUGGCCGGCCAGCGCUGA
This is a messenger RNA of Nothoprocta perdicaria, 1551 nucleotides long. It is a transcript of the gene HIPK4, whose product is annotated as homeodomain interacting protein kinase 4. Gene Ontology annotation, biological process: peptidyl-serine phosphorylation; peptidyl-threonine phosphorylation. The record is from RefSeq and is a predicted model, not a curated record. Gene Ontology annotation, molecular function: ATP binding; protein tyrosine kinase activity; protein serine/threonine kinase activity. The transcript is spliced from 2 exons. Gene Ontology annotation, cellular component: nucleus; cytoplasm. The coding region runs from base 1 to 1551 and encodes 516 amino acids. Lineage: Eukaryota; Metazoa; Chordata; Aves; Tinamiformes; Tinamidae.